Molecule: messenger RNA, 1539 nt
Organism: Salmo salar (Atlantic salmon)
Lineage: Eukaryota; Metazoa; Chordata; Actinopteri; Salmoniformes; Salmonidae
Source: RefSeq, a predicted model, not a curated record
CCCACUCAUCAUCGUCUAUCUCUCCAGCUGAGUGAAGGGGUUUUUCAGAGAACGACUAUAGAGUGUGACUUCCUUUUCAACUAACAUACAGGGAGUCUUAUCAAAUGAUGUCUCUCUCUCUUCUCUUUCUUCUCUGUGUGUUUUGGUGAGUCUAGCUAUCUACCAGUCAGAGAUAGAUGAGGAGGACGUACAGCCAGAGGAAACAGACAUACAACUCCCAACAGAGAUGUCUGGUGGUCCCCUCUCAUGUUUCUCCAAACAGGGAAUACUCCUACUCUCUAUCCUCCACUAUGGGAUCUGUGCUGACGUCCCUCCAAAGGACCUGUAUGGAUUGAAGGGGGGUUCGGUGUGCCUGGCUGUAGCAGAACCACCGCAGGAGCUUCGAAGACAAAGUUGGAAGGUCAAUAGUACCAUAAUAGUUGCUGACAAAAAGGUCUCUCCUAAAUACCAGGAGAAAGUGGAGUAUAAUCCACUGAACCACUCUCUGUGCAUUAAGAAUCUGAGUGAAAAAGACAGGGGAACUUACAUUGCAACCUAUAACAAAAAUUGGGAAGAGUUGACUACUACAUACAGACUAACAGUACAGGAGCCUAUAUCCAAGGUGGAGAUCCAGAAGGAGAUCAAGCUAUUGGCCAACCAGUCCUGUUCAGUGUGGCUGCUGUGCAACGUGUCAGUCGGCUCCAACCUCUCCUACACCUGGGAGAGAGGGAAUGAGACGUACAGGGACGACCAGCAGAUACACUUCUCUCUGUCACCAGCAGACGGAGACAUCAGUGUAACCUGCACUGCCUCCAACUCAUUCAGUUGGAAAUCUGCCUCUACAACAGUGAAGUGUAGUAAUGACACAACCACCCAAGGGCUGGUGUGGUGUAGCAUCUGCAUUGUAGUGGUGCUGAUCCUCAUUGUAGCUGUGGCAGUGUAUUACCGCAGGGGCCGCCGUAACAUGGUAGUUCAAAUUGACAACACAAUAUAUGCAGAUGUUAUGGGCAGUACAAGAAUUAUAGAUACAAGAGGGACUGUGGUCGACCUGGCUGACCCAAGACUGAACAAGCCGCAGACUCUGUAUGACGAGAUCAAAGUUGGACGCCCUCUUCUGCCUACCAGGAAGUACUUGUGAGCUGAGCAGGAUGUAUUGAUAGGAUAGGCCUUACAUCUUUGCAUCAUCUGCAUCCGAGGCUACAGUCUGUAGAUAGAUGUUACUGUUCACUUUUAUCACGACUUGCACAUUUCUGACAUUUGUUGCUUAUUUUUUUCAUGAUUGCAAUCUUCUCCCAUUAUUGUUCCUCAUAUGUCCAGGCUGCAUCACAUCCGGAUGUGAUUGGGAGUCCCUUAGGGCGGCGCACAAUUGGCCCAGCAUCAUCCGGGUUUAGCCGGGAAAGGCCAUCAUCGUAAAUAAGAAUUUUUCUUAACUGACUUGCCUAGUUAAAUAAAGGUUACUUUAAAAAAAACGUAUAUAUACAGUUGAAGUCGGAAGUUUACAUACACUUACAGUGGGGGAAAUAAGUAUUUCAUCCCCUGCUGAUUUUGUACAUUUGCCCA